GACAUGCGCCUGAGCCGCGCACUUUUACGCACCGUGACGCGCGGUUCUGUCUGACACCGGAGUCUCCGGUGAAACGAUCAAAGUCCAAGGUCCGGUCAGAUAUGAGCGCGCGCCCCUGACCCGCUGCGUCCAUCUCUCCAGUCCGCUCUUCAUGCGCCUUUACGCACGAUCCUCCCGCAGUGACGAGCCUGGGUUUGCGCUAAGAUGUCGUGUCUUUUACUGGGAGUGUUACGAAGACAUGGGGGCGUGGGGGCGAGCGUCGGGGUCCGAUCUCUGGCCUCCGUCCCCUCUCUCCCUCCGGCUGUGGCAGAGUUCGUGAAGGGCGCGGCGGAGGAGUGCAAACCGUCCGGCGUCCACGUGGUGACCGGGACCCCCGAGGAGACGGCCAACAUCCUGGCCGGGCUGGAGCAGGAGGGCAUGGUCAAGAAACUGCCCAAAUAUAAAAACUGCUGGUUGGCGCGCACAGACCCAAAGGACGUGGCUCGAGUUGAAAGUAAAACAGUGAUUGUGACCAAAAAGCAGCGGGACACCAUCCCCAUCCCGGCCGAGGGGGUCAAGAGUCAACUGGGCAACUGGAUGAGCGAGUCGGACUGGCACCGGGCCCGACAGGAGCGCUUCCCCGGGAGUAUGGCAGGUCGGACCAUGUAUGUAAUUCCCUUCAGCAUGGGUCCAGUGGGUUCACCUUUGACCAAAUAUGGAGUUCAGGUGACAGAUUCUCCGUAUGUAGUGGCCAGUAUGGGCAUCAUGACCCGAAUGGGAACGGCUGUUAUGAACCGAUUAUCAGAAGGGGAGGAGUUUGUGCGCUGCCAACACACUCUGGGACGACCACUACCUCUCAAAGCUCCUCUGGUGAACUCCUGGCCGUGUAACCCAGAGAAGGUGCUCAUCACCCACCUGCCCGACUCCCGGCAGAUCCUCUCCUUCGGCAGCGGAUACGGCGGAAACUCUCUGUUAGGGAAAAAGUGUUUUGCUCUUCGAAUCGCCUCUCGCAUCGCUAAAGAUGAGGGCUGGCUAGCGGAGCACAUGCUGAUUUUGGGCAUCACUAAUCCUCAGGGCGUGAAGCGGUACGUAGCUGCGGCGUUCCCCAGCGCCUGCGGGAAAACCAACCUGGCCAUGAUGAAGCCCGCUCUGCCCGGGUGGAAGGUGGAGUGCGUGGGGGACGACAUCGCGUGGAUGAAGUUUGACAGUCAAGGGAAACUCAGGGCCAUAAAUCCAGAGAACGGGUUUUUCGGCGUCGCUCCCGGGACCUCAGACAAAACGAACCCGUACGCCAUGGCAACCAUCUCCAAAAACACUGUGUUCACCAACGUGGGAGAGACCAGUGAUGGAGGAGUGUGGUGGGAGGGUCUGGACUAUCCACCAGAGGGCGUCACUCUCACAGACUGGCACGGGAACGCCUGGAAGAAAGGGAACCCGACCCCCUGCGCUCACCCCAACUCCCGUUUCUGCGCCCCGGCCGCUCAGUGCCCCAUCAUCGACCCGCAAUGGGAGAGCGAGGAGGGGGUCCCCAUCGACGCCAUCAUCUUUGGAGGACGGAGGCCAGAGGGAGUGCCUCUGGUUUACGAGUCCUUUAGUUGGAAACAUGGGGUGUUUGUCGGAGCAGCGAUGAGGUCUGAGGCCACGGCAGCAGCGGAGCAUAAAGGCAAGGUCAUCAUGCACGACCCCUUCGCCAUGAGACCGUUUUUCGGGUACAACUUUGGAGACUACCUCGCCCACUGGCUGAGCAUGGAGACCAGGAAAGCUCCCACUCAGCUGCCAAAGAUUUUCCACGUCAACUGGUUCAGGAAAGACCCCAGCGGCGCCUUCUUGUGGCCGGGAUUCGGAGAAAACGCCCGAGUGCUCGAGUGGAUCUUUAAACGCUGCGGCCGAGAGCGAGAGGACCAAGCUGCCAAGAAGAGCAUCAUCGGCUGGGUGCCAGAAGAGGGCGCCAUCGACACUACGGGCCUGGGCAGCGCGGUGGAUAUGGGGGCGCUUUUCGAUGUUCCCAAAUCCUUCUGGCAAAAGGAGACCAAAGAGCUGAGGGCGUACUUCUCGCAGCAGGUGGGGGCGGAUCUACCGGGGGAGGUGGAGGAGGAGCUGAGGCGGUUGGAGCAAAGAGUGCACGAUUAAAAACCUAAAAAAUGGAUUCAACGCGGUGCAAUCAGACCAUUGGGCUGUGUUGGCAAACAAAGGAGCAAAGGAAUGUCUAAGCUAGUUGAAAUGAUUUACAAUUAGAAUGUCCAUCUUUUCUUCAGGGUUGUUUUUAAUCUAAAUUUUAGCAGAUUUAGUAGAUUUUUUUUCUCAUUUCCAGCUAAAUCUCCAAGUACAGCAAGUGAAUUGUAUUUUAAAUCAAGCAAAAAGUUUUACUCCACUGGUAACGUUGGCCGAUAUUGACAAAAAUGAAUGUUUUUCAGGGUCAUCAGAUGAUAUUUUAGCAAUCCAUACACUUUAUAUCCACCUCCUUUUUCCUUUUGAAAGACUACACUAAAAGUUUAAGGAAUUUUUUUGUAUUUUUAAAUCAUCUCUGCUCUGAUUUUAAGAUACAUAUUUGAAUUUUACAGACAAAAACCCCAUACCUCGGUGUUCAAAAUGUAUCUAACGCACCUCGGCUCACCGUUAAAUCAUUUUGGUUGAGGAAAUAGACACAUUGAAAUAAGUUAAAACGUCUUAAAACAGAUGAUUUUUUUUUUUUUUUUUAAACUAAAUUCACUUUUAAACUAAACUAGUCACACUUUUCUAAACUCG
Molecule: messenger RNA, 2724 nt
Organism: Periophthalmus magnuspinnatus
Lineage: Eukaryota; Metazoa; Chordata; Actinopteri; Gobiiformes; Gobiidae
Gene: pck2
Product: phosphoenolpyruvate carboxykinase 2 (mitochondrial)
Exons: 11
Coding region: 205-2109 (634 amino acids)
Biological process (GO): gluconeogenesis; response to starvation; hepatocyte differentiation
Cellular component (GO): cytosol; mitochondrion
Molecular function (GO): GTP binding; phosphoenolpyruvate carboxykinase (GTP) activity; manganese ion binding
Source: RefSeq, a predicted model, not a curated record